Messenger RNA from Saccharomyces paradoxus, 408 nucleotides. It is a transcript of the gene RPS24A, whose product is annotated as 40S ribosomal protein eS24. Gene Ontology annotation, biological process: translation. Gene Ontology annotation, molecular function: structural constituent of ribosome. The transcript is spliced from 2 exons. The record is from RefSeq and is a predicted model, not a curated record. NCBI's taxonomy places the organism in Eukaryota, Fungi, Ascomycota, Saccharomycetes, Saccharomycetales, Saccharomycetaceae. Gene Ontology annotation, cellular component: ribosome. The coding region runs from base 1 to 408 and encodes 135 amino acids.
AUGUCUGACGCUGUCACUAUCCGUACUAGAAAGGUUAUCUCCAACCCAUUGUUGGCCAGAAAGCAAUUCGUUGUCGACGUCUUGCACCCAAACAGAGCUAAUGUCUCCAAGGAUGAAUUGCGUGAAAAGUUAGCUGAAGUCUACAAGGCUGAAAAGGACGCUGUCUCCGUUUUCGGUUUCAGAACCCAAUUCGGUGGUGGUAAGUCUGUUGGUUUCGGUUUGAUCUACAACUCUGUUGCUGAAGCUAAGAAGUUCGAACCAACCUACAGAUUAGUCAGAUACGGUUUGGCUGAAAAGGUUGAAAAGGCUUCCAGACAACAAAGAAAGCAAAAGAAGAACAGAGACAAGAAGAUCUUCGGUACUGGUAAGAGAUUGGCUAAGAAGGUUGCUCGUCGUAACGCCGAUUAA